Molecule: messenger RNA, 3360 nt
Organism: Oncorhynchus nerka (sockeye salmon)
Lineage: Eukaryota; Metazoa; Chordata; Actinopteri; Salmoniformes; Salmonidae
Product: lipopolysaccharide-responsive and beige-like anchor protein
Exons: 15
Coding region: 1-3360 (1119 amino acids)
Biological process (GO): intracellular protein localization
Cellular component (GO): cytosol; membrane
Molecular function (GO): protein kinase binding
Source: RefSeq, a predicted model, not a curated record
AUGCAGCAGCAGCAGGUUUUGUGCCGCAGUGUGACCUUUGAGCAGCACAAGGAGAACCUGGCCCGUAUGUUCCGUCAGUACCAGAGACUGGGCUCCGAGGGCGAUGCGGCUCGUAUCCGGACCAUUUCCGGGGCCAGCCGAGACUCUGAGAUUCUGGGCCAGCUCCGGACCAACAGGGAUCAGGGGGAGGAGACCGCCCCCUCCACCGUGAUCGAGCUCACCAUUGACCCAGAGGGGGUCCCCCAGAACCAGGAGUCCCCCAACACUACCCCUCCCUCAGAAACCUCAACAGCAUCUGCCUCCACCCCCAGCCCUCCAGAGAGAGAAGGAGAUAGAAGUCAGAGGGGUCAAGCACCCAUAACUGUGUCCAACAUGCUGGCCAGAGCUGAAGAAGAGGAGGAACUACAGCAGGUCCAGAAUCAGAUCUCUGAAGAUCAGAGAGGUGGUGCUGGUGACAGAGCCGAAGUUACUACCCAGGAGACUGAAGCUAAACUCACUGGGGAUAAAGUCAGCAGUAAGACCGUUGAGGCCAUGGCUGAGACUGAGACAGCCACAGACAAGACUGAUGAAGCUGCAGCAGCUAGCACAGCUGAAACAGACGAAGCGACCAGGCCAGAAACUGAAGACGCUAAGGUGGCUAAAUCAGAAACAAGUGACGAUGCUACAACAUCUGAUACCGACAAAGUAGUAAGACCUCAAACGGAUGGAGAGAAGGGGUCAGAAACGCACAGCCGCAAAGCCUCCAACGUUCUUAUGUCUGAAGAUUCCCUGAACGAACCCAAGGAACCGGAACUCGCAAAGCGACCGGAGGGACAGGUCUCUGCUGUCAUCUCGGCCUGCCAGGAGGGCAGCGUGGCGGAGGGGUCAGCAGUCGGGGCAUCUGUCCAGUCAGUCAGUGACCAGGUCCGACCCAGCUCCACCGACGACAGCAUGGAGGAAUCCUCUUUUGUCUCCGCCGCUGGUGGAGAGGAGGAAGAAAAGGAGGAAGAGGAGGUGAAGACAGAGGAGGUUGUAGUUGAGGAGGAGAAGAUGGAAGAGGUUAAAGCAGAGGAGAUCAAGACUGAGGUUAAAACUGGAACGGAGAAGGAAGAGGAGAGUGUUGCCAAGGUCACAAAGUCGGCAGUGGAAAGUCCAGCCACACCACCUGCUUCUGUACCUGAGGAGAGUCAGACACAACCCCCUAAAAUGGAGGAGAUUGACCUUAACCCGUCUGCACCAGGCACCGACCCCACCAGCACAGAGCCAGCAUGGCAGCCUUUAGAGUCCACAACAUCACCCCCUUCAGCCCUGGAGGCCAUACUACCAGCAGCAGUAGGGGCCACUGUCUCUAAAUCUGACACCCCACAGGCUGUGGCACCAGCAGAGGCCCCCAGCACCAAGGGGUUCCAGCCAGAAGCCCCACAGGCCACAGAGGCCCCCAGCUCCAGGACUGAUACCUCUCCGAAGGUAGCCACUGCUACUGCUGUGGAGGCAGGGAAAGACAGUGCAGCAGAGGGCCCUGGCUCUGCCACCAAGACCAAAGAGAUCCACAUUGCCAGGCUGGAUGUGUCCAGUGUGGCCUCAGACACAGAGAGACUGGCUCUAAAGGAGACCUCCACACCUGAAGUUCCUCAGGGUGACGCAGCCGGUGCCUCAGGAGGCCAGGCCAGCGAGAGCAGCUCCUCCGCUCGCUCCACCAUGUUCCGUAUUCCAGAGUUCCGUUGGUCUCACAUGCACCAGCGCCUGCUCACAGACCUGCUCUUCUCCAUCGAGACUGACGUGCAGACGUGGAGGAGUCACUCCACUAAGACGGUGAUGGACUUUGUGAACAGCAGUGAGAAUGUGGUGUUUGUCCACAACACAGUGCACCUCAUCUCUCAGGUGGUGGACAACCUCAUCAUGUCCUGUGGAGGCAUCCUGCCCCUGCUUUCUGCUGCCACAUCCUCCUCACAUGAUCUGGAGAACAUUGAGCCGUCCCAGGGUCUGUCGGUGGAGGCCUCUGUCACCUUCCUGCAGCGCCUCAUCAACCUGGUGGAUGUUCUGAUCUUCGCCUCCUCCCUCAACUUCACCGAGAUCGAGGCUGAGAAGAACAUGUCCUCUGGCGGUAUCCUCAGACAGAGCCUCCGCCUGGUGUGUGCCAUGGCUGUGAGGAACUGUCUGGAAUGUCAGCAGCAGUCUCACUUCAAGCCCAGCCAGGACAGCGCCCGCGGCCAGCAAGCUGUGCACAGCCUCAUGGGAACCGCCAAGUCCAUGCCCACGCAGAGCCCUGUUGAUGUUGUGGCAGGAGGGAUGUCUCCCAUCAGAGACAUGGACCGUCUGCUACAGGAAAUGGACAUCAACCGCCUCAGAGCCGUGGUCUUCAGAGAUAUCGAGGACAGUAAGCAGGCUCAGUUCUUGGCCCUGGCCGUGGUUUACUUCAUCUCUGUUCUCAUGGUGUCCAAGUACCGAGACAUCCUGGAGCCCCAAAACGACAAGAAACUCCCCCAGCGCAGCCAGUCUGCCAGGAGCGCAGACAGUAAUGCCGUCUCUGGCGGUCCCGACCUGGAGAGCAGUGUGUCCCUCCGUCGCCGAGACUCUGGCAUCGGGGAUGACCAUAGCUCCGUGGCCCCCAGCGAGGCGGACACCACCGCCCAGGGGCCCGACGCCGUGUCCGAGGCCCUGUCCACCCUCUCCUCAGAGGUCAGGGGUCACAGAGACAACCCCACGGCGGACGCCAGGGGCGGGAAGAACGUGAAGGACAUCCUGCGCAGCCUGGUCUCUGCGCCUGCUGAUGACAUCAUGGUGGACCCCAGCCUUCUGCCGCCGGCCUUCCUGGGAGCUGCUAUGGGAAACAACCCCAACCAGUUCAGAUCCUUCGACAGAAGCGUUCGGGUGGCACCCAAGAAGGUGGGUGGGGCUCCGUCCCCAGGCUCCUCCACUCCUGUCCCAUCAGCCACCGCUGCCGUGGCGGCUACCGGGACACCAGUCAACAACGUUGCCGUGGUUUCCACGGGCGAUGCCUCCCAGAGCACCACCGCUGAGGCUGCAGCCGGAUCAGCCAGCGCCAACCUGCCAUCUGUCCCCACGCUGUCCCCAAUGACCCGGGACACAGCCCCCAGUAUGAGUAUCUCAGAGAGACUGGAGCAUGCUCUGGAUAAGGCUGCCCCCCUACUGAGAGAGAUCUUUGUGGACUUUGCCCCCUUCCUCUCUCGCACCCUGCUGGGUAGUCACGGACAGGAGCUCCUCAUCGAGGGCACCAGUCUGAUGUGUAUGAAGUCCAGCAGUUCGGUGGUAGAGCUGGUCAUGCUGCUCUGUUCUCAGGCUGAAAAUGGAGAGCGGCAGGACUUGGAGUUUAACCCCGGAGCACGGCAUCACUACGGCUACAAGAGCAAUACUCUCUGA